Actinia tenebrosa (Australian red waratah sea anemone) is the source of this 1753-nucleotide messenger RNA. RefSeq names its product solute carrier family 22 member 15-like. Gene Ontology annotation, cellular component: membrane. Gene Ontology annotation, molecular function: transmembrane transporter activity. Gene Ontology annotation, biological process: transmembrane transport. The record is from RefSeq and is a predicted model, not a curated record. NCBI's taxonomy places the organism in Eukaryota, Metazoa, Cnidaria, Anthozoa, Actiniaria, Actiniidae.
CAUCAUAUAUCAUCAUCAUGUAUCAUCAUCAUGUAUCAUCAUGUAUCAUCAUAAUCAUGUAUCAUUAUCAUGUAUCAUUAUCAUAAUCAUCACCGACACUUAAGGUAAGGGUACGGUGGUGGUGGGUAGGUAUACUAGAGCAGCGUAGACAGCAACAGCAAACUUCGUUCAAGUACUACUUUUAUCAUUCCCCAGGUCUCCUUCGGUUUGGGUUCCGCCUUCGCCGACAGUCUCAUCCUGUUUGCUGUCAUGCGUUUUGGUGCAGGUCUUGCCUCAGCAGGUGGUCUGUUAGUACGCUUCGUAUACUGCAUGGAGUUAUCAACGUUCUCUCUUCGUACUGCCAUCGGUAUCAUCUCUAAUCUUUUCAUCAUGAUUGGAGCAGUGAUUCUGUCGUUCGUGGCUUACAUGAUACGUGAUUGGCGCCAUUUGAUGCUUGCUAUCGCUCUUCCUGGUGCACCUCUUCUGCUACUAUGGAAGUGGAUUCCAGAAUCUUUUCCAUGGCUCAUCGCCAAAGGAAGACUCGAAGAAGCACAGGAAGUCUUAGAAAGCUUCGCCUCAGCAAGCGGAGUUAAUGUUGAUUCCAACCAACUGGCUUCGACUAUCAAAAAAAUCAAGAUGUUGGAUGCAAGUGAAGCUACCGAGAAGAGUAAAGCUGGGAUACUGGAUCUUAUCAAAACCCCUAAAAUGAGAAAACGCACGUUUAUCCUAACCUUUAAUUGGUUCGUCAAUUGUGUUGUAUUUUAUGGCAUCACUUUGAAUGCUAAAAAUCUCGGUGGAUCGUUUCAUCUCAACGUAUUUAUUUUAUUCGCUGUCGGCAUACCUUCUAUUCUUUUUCUCUGGCUCAUCUUCRAAAAGUGUGGACGUCGACUAGGUUAUUCAACAUUAAUGAUAUUUGGUGGUCUGGUAUGUUUGAUGGUUUUGGCUGUCCCAAAGACCACAGGUGAUAGCCCUGCCAUUAAGGUGCUGGCUGUGAUAGGCAUUUUCUGUAUCAACGCAACAUUUAGUGGUGUAUACAUCUACACAUCUGAACUAAGCCCAACUCUACUCAGAAAUGUUGCCCUUGGAGUUGGUUCAAUGAUGGCUCGUGUCGGAGGAAUCAUCGCUCCCUACAUCGUGUUUCUUAACGACUUUGUUCAAAACCUUCCCCUCAUCAUCUUUGGAGGCAUGGCAUUCUUUGCUGGUAUUACGGCUCUGUUUUUACCCGAAACACUCUUCAGUCCCAUGCCCCAAACCGUGGAGCAGGUGGAGGACUGGAAAGAGGAUUAUGGAGUUCCUUGCAGAAAGGAUAAGCAGGUGGCAGAAAAACAGGAAUUCGUGUUGAAUGAAAUAGAAAAAGGAGAGAAAGAGGAAUCUAAGUUCUAGUUAGCCAAUCAAAAACCCAUGUCCGCAUGCCUGCUAAUGAGUUAUCUUAGACAUAUAUAUAUACGCAAGUGUUUGAGAAACUAUUCUUUAUUCAUAUUCAAGUAUUUUAAAUAAGCAUUUAGUGUUUUUAUAAUCUUGGACGAUCUUUUGCAGCAGUAGGUAUCAUCGUUUCAUAUGAAUGUGUCACUGGUAGCCACACGCCGAACUGUUUAAGAUCUUGAGUAAGUUGCAUUAGUAAGUUGUACCUUCAGUUGGAGCAGGUUGUUAUACCGUGAAACAGUUCCCUGCUUUCAUACAAAUAGAUCGAUUACAGGUAAUCCUCUUUAAUAUAUGGCACUUUCUCACUCCUACUCCUACUCCUACUCCUACUCCUACUCCUACUCCUACUCCU